This is a messenger RNA of Panicum virgatum (switchgrass), 538 nucleotides long. RefSeq lists its product as uncharacterized. Gene Ontology annotation, molecular function: nucleic acid binding; zinc ion binding. The coding region runs from base 11 to 361 and encodes 116 amino acids. NCBI's taxonomy places the organism in Eukaryota, Viridiplantae, Streptophyta, Magnoliopsida, Poales, Poaceae. The record is from RefSeq and is a predicted model, not a curated record. The transcript is spliced from 2 exons.
AAGAUGAACUAUGGUGGAAAGCCUAAAAAAAACUACUAACUUCAAGAAGAAACAUGAGAAGGAUGAUAAGAUCAGAGCAUGUUAUGUGUGCGGCAAAGAAGGGCAUCUUGCGAAGAAUUGCCGCUACCACAAGGACCGAGAUGAUGGCAAGCCUAACAAGAAGGUGAACGUCACCAUAGGCAACGGCGAUGAGGCCGGUGGAUCUCGGCAUGGGAGAGCGAACUUCCUCCGUCUUGAUGGGAAACAGAUCUGUUGCGCCUGUUCUUGGUGUUGGCAGGGUCGAACUAAAGCUGAGUUCAGGGAAUAUUGUCCAUUUGAAGAAUAUGCAGCAUGCUCCGUCAAUAAACAGGAACCUCAUUAGCGGGUCCUAGCUUUGUCGAGAUGGUUUUAAGUUAGUGUUUGAAUCCAAUGAAGUUGUAAUAUCUAAAUUCGAGAACUUUGUUGGUAAACACUAUGAGAGCGGAGGCUUGUUCCCCUUAAAUACUGUUGAUCCAAAUUUGCAUCUAAAUAUUGCAUCCAUGAAUAAAAUUUGUGAGUC